Messenger RNA from Nicotiana tabacum (common tobacco), 931 nucleotides. Its product is annotated as putative plastid-lipid-associated protein 4, chloroplastic. NCBI's taxonomy places the organism in Eukaryota, Viridiplantae, Streptophyta, Magnoliopsida, Solanales, Solanaceae. The record is from RefSeq and is a predicted model, not a curated record.
UGAAUACUCAUUUGCACCACUUCCUAUGGCCUUAUCCUCGCUACUAUCCCCUUCACCAACUCAUGUUUCUUCAACCUCCACACAAUCUAUUCCCAAGCUUUACCACUACUGUCAUUCCAUCUCUUUUUCUUUCCAAAAUACUCCUAGUUUCACCUCCUUUCCAAGUCCGCAAAAUCAAAAAUGGCGGACCAGUGUUUCUUUCUUCCCUGCUUUCUUCAACAAGACCAAAGACCCUACACCCAUUAAACAAGAGCUUCUUGAGGCCAUUGCCCCUCUUGAUCGUGGCGCUGAAGCCACUCCUGAAGACCAGGAAAUAAUUGAUCAGAUUGCUCGCAAACUUGAAGCUUGUAAUCCAACAAAGGAGCCUCUCAAGUCAAAUUUUCUAAAUGGAAAAUGGGAACUUAUAUACACAACAUCCAAGUCAAUUUUACAAACUCAAAGACCCAAGAUUUUAAGAUCUAGAGUAAAUUACCAAGCAAUAAAUGGAGAUACACUUCGAGCUCAAAAUAUGGAAGGAUGGCCAUUUUUCAACCAAGUUACUGCAGAUUUGACCCCAUUGAAUUCAAGAAAAGUGGCAGUAAAGUUUGAUUAUUUCAAAAUUGGUGGGAUUAUACCUGUUAAAGCUCCAGGAAGAGCUCGAGGCGAGCUUGAAAUUACUUACUUGGAUGAAGAAUUGAGAGUAUCAAGAGGUGAUCUUGGCAACUUAUUCAUUUUGAAAAUGGUGGACCCUUCUUAUAGGGUCCCGACUUGAGAUUGAAUACUCGAUUCGGUUUCAAUUUAUGUGAAUUUAUUUGUCUGGAUACGAAGUUUAAGAAAAAAAUAAAGAUUUGUAAAACUUGUAGUCCUGAGCAAGCCAUAGCAUUUGUGUGGCUAUAAUUCUUUUGAAAGUUUAAAAAUGUCAGUAUUUGUAUGACUAUAUAAAAGUUUUUCA